UCCGUCUGGAAAUGGAGGCCAGCGAGUGCCCAGUGCCUUUUCUUCCCCUGCCACUCAUUUCAAACCAAUAGUGCUUCAUGAUGCUUCCACUGAUGCCAGUGUGCAGGAGGAGACUAAAACUAAAGACUUUGAUUUCAAGGAAAAGGAAACCGAGGUUAUGAAAAAGCUUCGAGAGUUAAAGAGUGAUUUAUCUAAACCAAGAAAGCUUUUUGCAAAAGAGUUUGAAAGUAGUGACGAUAGUCGAACUGACAGUAGUAAUAGUGGAAAGGAACCAGGAGCCAGCCCCCUGGAGUCUCUCCUGAAGCAGCUCCAAGUUCAAGGUCAGAUGCCCAACACCCAGAGUCUUGCGUCAGCCAUUGCCCAGCACCUCAAGGGUCAAGUUGCGAGUGAGAACAACUCCCAUGAUGCAGCUGAAAUGAUUAACCCACAACAGGUUCCUCACAGGAUGACAAGCGGACCUCCUCUUCCACCAACCAUGGCCUCCAGUGUUGUUCAGCAGCAGAUGUUAUCUCCAGCACACUAUCCAAGCAUGAUGGGCCCAGGGACAUCCUACCCUCUUGCAGUUCCUACUCAGAUGGACAGAGCUGUUACGUUCCCGAUGCAGUACGGCGGGUACCCAGGAUUACCUCCCUUUCAGAUGCAGUUGCAGCAGGACCCAAGGACAGGGAUGGUGAGCUGGGUUCCUGUCAUGCCCUUCUCCUCCCAACCAGCCCUUGGCUCCUCCCUCCCGAUCAGCCAGUCCCCAGAGUUCUACAGGAACACCUCCAGUAUCGCCAGUCAGCCAUUGUCCGGAUACUCCAGCGAUGCUCAAUCCAGUCACCACAAGUCAGAGCUGAAUGACUCCAUGAAGGAUGAGGAGCUGAGUUCAUCUCCAAAUCGGAGUCGAGUUCCGUCUUCUGCUUCCAGUACAAAGAGUGGAAGGGAAUAUGUGUCGCCACAAAGAAGAACUGUAUCCCAAACAUCCCCAGAUGGCUACACAUCUGAAGCUAAUGUCCUCAGCAGACAACGAUCACAGCAGUUUCAUAAUUCAAGUCCAGUUUCGAGUCAAGGAAAACAAAACGUGCAUAAUCCACCCCAGCAUGACUUUCAUGGUCGGCUGAUAAAGGAAUCCAGAUCUAGUCCUCAUUAUAAGCAUUUCCAAAGUUCCAUGAAAUCUAUGUCUGUGCCAGAUCACCAACCAGAGUCUCCAGGUGCUACAACUCCUCAAAGAUUAUCCAAUCAAAAUGUGACCAAUGAUGAUCCCAAUGACUCCCAAACCUCCUCUCCAUCUCCAUCAAAAGACAGCGGCGUGAGCGGCGUCCAAGUUGGCACCAAGGCUUACCCCUACACCAACACCGAUGCCAGUCUCAUCGAUAGGCUUCUCAGUCCAGAGAGCCUUCAUAGACAACAAGUUCAAGGUCGUGUCCUUCAGCUUGUAAGAGAAGGGCAGGGAUUUGAUAUGCUCUUUGAGCAGAAUUCAGAAGACUGUGCAAUGGCUGAAUACAUAACAUCACUUGCUAAUUUGAAGUGGGAGACGUUUGCAAGUGCCAUCACUGAGAAGUACAGUCAGCUGUACUGGGGGCAGGAGCUGCUCUCUAAACUGUAUGACAUCAUCAAUGCCCGCCCUGUCCAAACUAGUGCAUCAACUCGAUCACCACCUCCUCCUCCACCGACGAGAUACUCGUCCUACAAGGCAACAGACGACACAAGAGACCAUCCUGAUGCCAGAACCCAGGAAUGGAGGAACCGGUUUCAUCAUAAUCAGUUAUCUGAACCAGGCCACACUUCCAACGCACAGCAGGAAAACAGAAGCGGUGUGAAAGAUUCUGUUUUUGAACAAAGGGAGAGAGGUUUUAGUGAAAGAAGUAACCGACGUGAUCGAUUAUUGCCACAAAAGUCAGAACCACUGCCAAAUAAACCACAAAUUGUGACUAAAAGCAACUUCAGUCCACGUGACUCUCAACAAGCAAAAAUCGCCAUUAUGAGAUCGCAGUCUGCAUGUCAAGGAGCAGUGGCUCCCGGUACCAUCAGUGAAACAUCUGAUUCGACAGACACGGAAAAGAGGGAAAAGAAGAGACGAUUCAAGAAGCGUUACGAACUUGACCGAACCAAGAGUUCCUCCAUGCAUAAUUUAUCCAGUGGUGCAAUGGUGUCUGCGUCUGAACACAGGCGAUCAGAUUCCUAUGUAGUGGAUAUACCUGUCGAUGGUGGGGUUCCUAAUCAUGGGGAGAUAACUCCCCAAAACCGAGCCACACCACAGUAUCAGGACACUCAGUUAGACUUCCAUGAUGACCAUUAUCAAGACACACAGUUUCGGCAUAGAGAUUAUGUUGUGGACAGAACCAGUAGCCAUUCUCCUGCUAAAAGUGAGAUAAUAUCAGGGGUCAGUAUGAAGUACUCGGACAUUGGCCACCGAGGGUCAAUACAGGAGACUUUCGUUGACCACUCCAACAGGCCACCAAGCAGAAAGGCUAGCUCCUUAUCGCCGACGCCAGUCUUCAAUCUGGAGUCCUCCUCAAGGAACCCAAGUGUUAAUUUCGAGAAUUACAAAUACAACUCUCUACCUCGUGACGCCUUUAAAAGGCCGACGUCUAUGCCGUCACAAAGAGCCUCUUAUACUGCACAGCAAUACCACAAAUCUCAUCAGCCUGUUCUUGAUAGGCAACAGGAAAUAUCUCAACGAGUGGGUCGAGAUCAUGAUCGUAUGAAUAAUUCAUUAUCGAAUAUUUCCGGAGGGGAUAUGGUUUCAAAGUCAUCAUAUGAAUCGGAUAGUGAGACUAAUUUCCGCGAUAAUGUACGAAGGACAUCGGCAAAGAUCAUGCAGCAAAGUCUGAAUGACCGCCAAAUCUCCCAAGACAGCUGGAAUUCUUACCGUGGGAAUGGAAGUGUAAAGGAAAAGGUUUCUCAAGCUAAACUAAACAAAUCUGGUCAGAAAAGCUCCUCAGCUUCAACAUUACAUAACCCUAAGCGACUGUCGGACUCUAACGUCAAGUCUUCAGGACAACAGUAUCUCCAGGUCUACUUGAAAAAGGGCCAGGUGGUAUACCACUGGGCAGUCAUCCAACUCAGCAUGUCGUCAGAGGUGGAAACAUUUAUGCAUCAAAUUGAGCAGGAGGAAGACAAUCAGGACCUCCUGCAGGAGAGGUUAUCGGCCAUCAACCAGCAGCUGUCGGUACAGAGGAAAGAGAGGAAGACUUCACAGAAGUUCUACAAGAAGCUCACCGAGCCUGCUUUCAAGGCAGAGAAAGGUGUGGAUCAAAAGUCCAAUCAGGUGCUGAAGAAUUUGUCUGAGAUGACCAAGAAGAUACGGUUCCUGGAACUCUGCAAGACACAUUUACAGAUGUUACUGACAGAGCUGUACGGACUUGACCGAUCGUACCUGUACAGCCUGCUUGUAUCCCCUGACAACAAGCCUCUAGUGCUCCAGCCCUACACCGAAAACCCCUCUCUACAGUUCCAGCCCUUGCGUGAACCCCGCAGUGGGUGUGAAGUGCAGGUCCUACAUGCAGGGGAUCCCAAGGGCCUCUUGGCCUAUCUCUUCACUUCGUCUGCCCUGAGUGAUGGAUAUAUCCACCAGUUCCUCUACACAUUCCGCUACUUCCUGGCUCCAGAACAGCUGUUUGACUUCAUCCGCACGCGCUACAUUGCCGCCUGCAGAUCCAACCAAUCAGAUCGCAACAUUGUGAGGGUGAUGCAUCGUGCUGUUGACCUUCUCCACUUCUGGCUGGAAGGAUUCUACUCCAUCGACUUUGAGAAAAACAACACUCUUGUACAGAGGCUGGAAGCAUUUGUCAGGGAACAUGUGAAUUCCGCUGACCCUGACAGUGGGAGUAGUUUACGGAAGCUGAUGCAGGCAUGUCAACAUGCCCCCUCCUCAGAGCUGCUCGGGGAAACCAUCGGGGAGAUUGAGGACAACGACAAAACAACUACCUGCUUUGUCCGCCUGGAGACAUCCAAGAAGCGAAGCCGAGCGGAGAUGCUAGAGGAGUGGGACUCUUUUCGAUCAGGGACAAAGGUGAAGGUUACUCCCAAACACCGCCCGAGUCUACCUGACCUCAGCAUGGAUCUGGAUAAGUUUCGAAAGGCGCAGAGCAUGAUGGACAUCAGUGCUGCUCCGACCACGUUCACACGACGGGCAGACGCAUUCUCCAUAAUGGAUUUCUCACCCAACACCCUCGCUGAACAACUGACACUGAUGGAACAGGACCUGUUCAUGCUGACCCACCCUGUCCACUACCUGAACUCCAAGGCCCAGGGUGUGGGGGUGUAGCUGUCCAUGCCUGGGAUGCGGACACCAUCCAUGCAGAGGAAGAACCGGGAACCAGAAGUGACGAGUCUGUUUGUUUCCGACACCAAGUUCAACUCGGUCAUACAGCGCAUCAUUUCCUACAACCAGGAGCUUGCCCACUGGGUUGCAGCUGAGAUUGUCACGUGCACGU
Haliotis rubra (blacklip abalone) is the source of this 4418-nucleotide messenger RNA. RefSeq lists its product as uncharacterized. The record is from RefSeq and is a predicted model, not a curated record. The transcript is spliced from 13 exons. Gene Ontology annotation, biological process: small GTPase-mediated signal transduction. Lineage: Eukaryota; Metazoa; Mollusca; Gastropoda; Lepetellida; Haliotidae. Gene Ontology annotation, molecular function: guanyl-nucleotide exchange factor activity. The coding region runs from base 158 to 4249 and encodes 1363 amino acids.